AUGGGUGUUUUAAAAAAGACUACAGGUCUUAUGGGCUUAGCAGUUGCUGCUAACCCACAUCAUACCCUUGGUUCACUUUAUGGCAAAAUAUUAAGGACACUGCAGAAAAUGCCAUCAAAUGCAGCUUAUAGAAAAUACACUGAACAAAUUGUUCGUGAGAGGGCAGCUGUACUACAACAGACAAAAGAUGUGUUUGAACUGGAAUCGAAAAUUAACUGUGGCCAUGCUAAAGAACUUAUAAUACAAGCCGAAAAUGAACUUAAUUUAGCCAGAAAAAUGUUAAACUGGAAACCAUGGGAGCCUCUAGUUGCUAAGCCACCUAAGGGCCAGUGGGAUUGGCCUCCAGCAAAACCUUGA
Molecule: messenger RNA, 357 nt
Organism: Parnassius apollo (apollo)
Lineage: Eukaryota; Metazoa; Arthropoda; Insecta; Lepidoptera; Papilionidae
Source: the annotation of a GenBank genome assembly